GUGCAUUCAAUUUGAUGUGUCACUUUUUGUUUUUUUUGGAGUCCCAACUAUAAAUAAGGUCUCUGAAAUUGGUUUCUGUGUGUGCUUCUUCUGUCUUCUUCACUACCACGUGUUUGUGUUACUGAAUCCAUGGCGGCAAUACCGACGGAAUUUUUGUACGGAUGAAAAUAAAUAUCCUUCAGCAUGCUCUUCUCUCUCUCUCUCUCUCUCUCUCUCGAAUAGAAAAGAACGCUUUUGGGGCAGAGAAAUCCGGAUAAACGUAGAAACAAAAGGGAUUCCUGAGCACCCACUUCCCCUCCAAAACAAAGAAUCUCAAACCAAUUGCUCGUUUUGAUUCUGUAUCUGCAUUGUCUCUGUUUUGGUCUCAUUGGUCUUCUGGUUCGUCUUUUCACAUCAUGGAAGAUGUCCCUCAAGAACCUUUUGCUUCUCCUCCAUGUGGACAUGGUAGCUGUUUCAGUGCCGUCGCCGGAGAAAACCCAGAAAGCAAGGUCUUUCCGGCUGCAGAUAAUAAGCCACUUCCUCUGCUUCCUGUUUCUAUAUCUGUUCAAGAUUUAGCAUCUAUAGAUAUGGAGGAGGAGAAAGAAGUCUGGUGCUCUCCUAGAGGAGUCCUGGAAGACUGCAUAAGGAGCAUAGAAUCAGAGACUGGUUCUUCCAAGACCAGCACCUCUGGCUCUGAAGCUCAACCUAGGGCCAACUCUCAUUGGCAGGGAUUAUUACGUUUAUUGAAAGCUAGGACCUUGAGACGCUUUUACACCUUUCCUUCAGUUAGUGUUCUUUCUAGAAUGAAAAGCAGAAGUGUUGGAGAAAGGGCAACAUUCAAUCCACCUGAAGAAUUAGAUUUCUGCUAUCUAAAACCAUCAUGGAGGAACUUUACACAUUCAGAACUCCAAAAUGCAACUAACAAUUUCUGCUCCGAAAAUUUGAUUGGUAAAGGUGGUUAUGCUGAAGUUUAUAAGGGGUGUUUGCAAGAUGGGAAGCUUAUAGCAGUUAAGCGAUUGACUCGAGGAACUUCAGAAGAGAGAACAGCAGCUUUCUUAUCCGAGCUUGGAAUCAUAGUUCAUGUAAACCAUCCUAAUACUGCUAAAUUGAUAGGAUUUGGAGUUGAAGGAGGAAUGCACAUUGUGUUACAAUUGUCUCAUCAUGGGAGCUUAGCAUCUCGACUUCAUGGCUCAGAGGAGAAAUUAGAAUGGGGUAUCAGGUAUAAGAUUGCUUUAGGAACUGCUGAGGGUCUCCUGUAUCUUCAUGAGAGUUGUCAAAAGCGAAUCAUCCACAGGGAUAUCAAGGCUGCUAAUAUUUUGCUUACAGAAGAUUUUGAGCCUCAGAUUUGUGAUUUUGGGCUCUCAAAAUGGUUACCUGGACAAUGGACUCACCAUACUGUAUCAAAAUUUGAAGGCACGUUUGGAUAUCUUGCUCCUGAGUACUUUCUGCAUGGCAUAGUAGAUGAAAAGACUGAUAUCUUUGCUUUUGGGGUGCUACUGUUAGAGCUCAUCACUGGGCGCCGAGCUUUGGAUAAAUCACAGCAAAGUCUAGUCAUGUGGGCAAAGCCUUUGCUUGAUAAUAAUGAUAUGAUGGAGCUUGCUGAUCCUUCUCUUGCUAAUGACUACGACCCACAGCUGAUGAGUCGUGCAAUUUCGACAGCUUCUUUGUGCACCCAACAAUCUUCAGUUCUACGGCCUACAAUGAGUCAGGUUGUACAACUUCUGAGAGGUGAUGAAGUUAUUUUGGAAAGCCCAAAACAAUGUCAGAAACCAUCCCUUCAAAGGACCUUUUCAGAGGAGCUGCACGAUGCAGGCGAAUACAACAAAACAAGGUAUCUGAAUGACCUUAAUCGGCAUAAGGAGAUUGCUAUGGAGUUCUGAAAGCAUUAGUAAUCCAGUUAACUUCUUGAAAUUUUCUGGAGGUUGAUAUAUGAAGUUCUCCUGUGGCCCUGGAAAUAGUACUUCCCGAAUCUAUGAUGGAUUUUUGGUUCGAGUCUAAAAGUGGUACGUAUGUCCAUUGAAGAAUUUGAGGCUCAAAUGUUUGUUUGGAUCAAGGAAUUAGAAGCCAAGAAAUUCCCAAUCCUGUUCUUAAAAUCCCAAGUUCAGGGAUGAUGUCCCUAUUCCAAUUCUUAUGCUUCUGAGGACUGAACAGUUUUAAGUAGAAUCAUUACUCACUCAAAUUCCUUGAGCCAAAUUCAGCUUAAAGAGUAUUUAGAAGCAAAGGUAACCCAUAAACUCAAAAUCUCAGAAUCUUUCCAGCAAAACUAGUGGUGGAAGAGACUUGGUAGCUGAUCUUCCCAUGUUUCUAAGAAAGCUCUAAAUACAUUGAACACGAAAGUUUUAUCCAGUUUCGAUCUACCAAUGUAUAUUCAUCAAAAAGAUGGCUAGUGUAGAAAUGAUGCAAAUCAACAAGAUUUUAGUUGUAAAUGUUCAUAGUUUGGGGGUUUUUUUUUGGCCUUUUUUUUGCCUUUUUGUUAUAUAUAAAUAUAUAUAUAUAUUUGUGUUAUUGUUUUACCCCUAAAACGGUAUGGGUAACCGAUCUAGAUUGGUCAAGGAUCAGGGAUUGGUCUCAGUCGAUAUUGAUAUGAUAUGGCCGAUAUGAUUGAUACGAUACCGAUACUUUAAACCAUGCCUUAUGGUGCAAUCUAGUUAUUAUGUGAAUCAACCUCCAAGAUGAAACAGCUUGGAGGCAAGAGAGAGAGUAUGGUGAGUAUUUCUUUCAUGAGACGUUACUUUUAUAAGUAAUCUGUGUGAUUUGUAAU
Molecule: messenger RNA, 2740 nt
Organism: Macadamia integrifolia
Lineage: Eukaryota; Viridiplantae; Streptophyta; Magnoliopsida; Proteales; Proteaceae
Product: receptor-like cytosolic serine/threonine-protein kinase RBK2
Exons: 9
Coding region: 396-1859 (487 amino acids)
Biological process (GO): protein phosphorylation
Molecular function (GO): protein kinase activity; ATP binding
Source: RefSeq, a predicted model, not a curated record